AUGGACUGGAUCAUCCUCGUUUUCCUUCUCCUCUACUUCUUCAUCACUCUGCUGGCGAACCUGAAAUUGCUGUUCUACUUUGAGCACUCGAGCGACAGCAGCCUCACUGCCCCGGAAGUCGUGUGCAAAGUCGCGAUCCUCUCCGGCCUCCAACUCGCCUGGCUCCUCAUUCUCGCCGUGCCUCUCGACGCUUACAAUCAACAUUCUCCAUUCAUCGACAAGGCCGCGGGCGCACUCACUGCAGGCCUGGACAUGCGCCUUUACUGGGGCGUGGUCUCCUGGUUCAUUACCCUCUACCUCCUGCUUGCUGUUCCCUUCGCCACGUUUUACUACGAGGCAGACUUUGACCCACGGGUGACGAAGCGAACGCCGUGGAAGCGCGCUCUGCUCAAAACGUUACUCGCCGUCUUCUUCGCCGCCGUCAUCGUUUUCGUCGUCUACAUUCUCUGUCGAUCCAUCAGCCUCAAGCUCGACCAAGACCUCUGCAGUCAGUGGCAGUCGCAAGAUGUCUCGCAGCCUCUCUCGGACUUCUGCGCGGCGAUCGCGCAGACGGCUGCAGGCCCGCCGCUCUCGUCCUCUCCACAGAGCGACGCGAAAGCCUCGGAGAACGUCGAACCCCCCAAGCCUCUCGAUAUGAAAGUCGACCUGAGCGUGUACCUCCUCGCCGCCAUGAGUUUCGUUGGCUGGUUCACCUUUGCGCUCUUUGGCGGCAUCGGCAUGGCCGCACUGCCUCUCGACGCUUUCGUCGGCUUCCGCUAUCGCCCGCGGGCGAUCUCUCUCUCAACCUUCAAAGAGGUUCGUCGCCAACUGGGAGAGAAGGCGAAGAAGCUGCGCUUUAUCGGAGAAGCGCUCUGCGCGGAGGAGACAGUUCAGCAGACGCUGUCCUGGAAGGAGAUACGGAGAAAGCGGCAGUUUCGUACGGACGUGAAUCGCUACAAGAAGGCAGUCUUCGACCUUGACCAAGAGCACCGGCAACUCGCUAUCUGCAUGCGAGAGCGCGGCGAAAAUCCCUUCUUCUCGUACCUCAAACUUUUCCUUGGAAUCGUCGCCUUCGCUAUGUCUGUUAUCUGGACGGCGCACACGAUCCUCAACUGCGUUCUGCCUCAGAUUCUCGAUGUCUCCUCUACCUCCAAUCCAGUCUUCGGUUUCCUCGACGCUUUCCUCAGGCUUCUCGCAGAUCACUCAGCCGCUCUCCUCGCACUUCUCAUUUACGCCGCGUUUGUUUGCUACUUGCUCGUGUGCGUCGUCAAAGGGUGUUUCAAAUUUGGAGCUAGCGUGUUUUGUUUCAUUGGGAUUCACCCGAUGCGAAAGGACGAGACGCAUUUGAAUUCGUUUCUGUUCAACGUCGUCCUUGUUCUUCUCUCCUGCGCCGCUGUCGUCCAGUUCACGGCCCGCUGCUUCCGGGAUUACAGUCACUCGACGGUUGCCGCGUGGAUUUUCGACGUCCAGCUUCUUCUCCUCCCUUUCUUCGGGUUCGUUUUCAAGUACAAUAUCUUUAUCUACAUUUUCCUGGGCGUCGAGCUGAUCUCCGCGUUCGUCCUUCUGUGCCGAAUGUGUUCGGCGCCGCCGCCCGCGGCCACCGGGGCGAAGAAGCUGUCUCCGGUCGGCGCUUUCCCCUCUCUCGCCCAACAGCUCCGGGCAACGACCGAGGAGGGGACAGGUGGAGCCCAACUAGCGACGCCCGAUGGAGACACGGAGACAGUGGAGGGCGAAGGCCGUGAAACGGUUCUGGAUAAAGGCGAUCCACAGUCCAAGAAGAAAAAGAAGGGCAGCAAGAGAGAGAGUGAGAAGCAGCGGGGAGAUGAUUUCGGUCGAGGGACUCGAGGCGCUGGAGGAAGUGGAGCACGAGUGCAGUUCGCCGUUCGACCGGCGAACCGGAGUGACAGCGAAGAUGACAGAGACGAGGGCGCCAAAACCAGGGACAGUGAAGACGCAGAAGUGCCCGUGCCCCACAGAAAGGUGUGGGGGAAGAAGAGCACAUCCCGCGUUGUAUGA
Messenger RNA from Neospora caninum, 1995 nucleotides. RefSeq lists its product as hypothetical. The coding region runs from base 1 to 1995 and encodes 664 amino acids. Lineage: Eukaryota; Apicomplexa; Conoidasida; Eucoccidiorida; Sarcocystidae. The transcript has 8 exons. The record is from RefSeq and is a predicted model, not a curated record.